CCAUGAACUCAGAGACCAAGAAUGGGACAACUGCAGUGCCGAGUAUUCUUAAUCUGCUCCUGACCACCGCAGAGACAUUUCAGAGGACUGAUGCGUCAGUUGAAAAGGGAGACCCUCUGCCAACCAUCAUAGCCUUGAUAUGCAUAUUCCUUCUCUUGGCGACAUGCGUGAGCUUUGUAGCUUUGUGUAAUCCUGCGGGUCUGGAUGCUUCCCGCUACGGCCCCUAUGAGUGUAUGCCAUAUCACAUCGAGGACUCCAGCGAGCCCCGGUUAAAACUGUGGAAGCGUUUGGACUCCCUGAGGCGGUCGAUAAACAGCUUCAGGUGGAAUCGAUCCCUCCCUCAGCCUCCUCAGGCUUUUACAAGUCAUCGCCAGACGGAGCAGAAUGAUUCAGAACUCACAGAGUCGACAAAAAUGUAAAUAUCCAGUGAGUGUAAAGUUUGCACGUAGACUUGCUUAGUACAGAGAAGCCAGUGAGCAGAAGUAAUAAAAGAUUAACUACUGCUGCAAUCAAUACUCCAGGGACCAACAAAGGCAAAAUUCAAAAAUGAGGAUUCAAAGAGCAUACUUCAGAAUGCUGAACAGACUGCAAUUUGAGCAGCGGCCAAUAUUAACAAGAAAAACACAGUGAGCUUCGAUGACUGAGUCCGUGGUUAACCUUUAGGCUAGAAGACAAUAGUAAGCUAAAGGACACUGCUUGGAAGUUAUUAGCUAUCAAAUGUUCCCUGUCUCACUUCAAUAUUGAACCAUAAUCUCAUUACAAGUGGUAGUUACCAUUAGUAUCACUCCCCUCCCCCAUUCUGCUCAUUGGCCAUACAGACUGACAGCACAUGUUGCCCAAUAUCAGUUUCAUAUUCAAUCCCUGAGGGGUUAGAUUUGGGACUGCAACCAAGCACAACAGCUUCUGAGGGCGGUUGAAUUGCAAGAUAGCAAUGCAGACUGGACUGAAGCCCUUGUUGAUUCAAUCUGAAAAACUCGAGUCAGUUUAGUAACAUCCUCCAAAACAAAAAUGAUAAAUUAUUGCAAAUGUGAGUCAGGAAUUUCAAGCUUCCUGCAUCCAACUGGAAAUUAAGCAGGGACCUAGCUUCACAUUAAAGGGAGCUAGCUGCCAUAUUUCUCAUACAAUAAAAUGCUGUUGACAAACCAUUUUGUAAAUAAAGCUGGCAAUGA
Molecule: messenger RNA, 1169 nt
Organism: Carcharodon carcharias (great white shark)
Lineage: Eukaryota; Metazoa; Chordata; Chondrichthyes; Lamniformes; Lamnidae
Exons: 1
Coding region: 3-419 (138 amino acids)
Source: RefSeq, a predicted model, not a curated record